AUGCAUUUGCGUUCUGGUGCCAGCUCCUCCUCCCCUCCCCUCCCCAGGCGUUCUGGUGCCAGCUCCAGUUCCUCCUCCCCUCCCCUCCCCAGGCGUUCUGGUGCCAGCUCCAGUUCUUCGUCCUCCUACUCUAUCUCAGCAGCCAAGGCUCAGGUCCUCACUCAGAUGAAAGACUACUGCUCAGAUGCCAGAGAUACUGACCAUGAUGACCAACUGUCUUAUAAGAAACAGUUGAUGGAGAGUCUGCGUAAGAAGCUCGGUGUUCUGAGAGAAGCACAGAGAGGUCUCCAGGAAGAUAUACGGGCUAACACACAGCUGGGAGAAGAGGUUGAGAGCUUGGUGCUAGCAGUCUGUCAACCCAACGAGGUGGAUAAGUUCAGGAUGUUUAUCGGGGACCUGGAUAAGGUGUUCAGUCUGUUACUGUCUCUGUCUGGUCGGCUACUGAGGGUCGAGAGCUCCCUGGACAACCUGGAUGCUGAGACUGGACACCACGAGAGGCUCCCCCUCCUGGAGAAGAAGCGACAGCUACAAGUCCAGCUGUCUGAAGCCCAGGACCUGAAGGAACACGUGGACCACAGAGAGCAGGCUGUAGGAAGGGUGCUAGUAAGAUGCCUCUCCCCAGAACAGCACCGUGACUACAGCCAUUACGUCAAGAUGAAGGCAGCAUUACUGGUGGAACAGAGACAGCUGGAGGAGAAGAUCAGACUGGGAGAGGAGCAGUUAAGAGGGCUGAGGGAGAGUCUGGGGUUAGGGUUCAAGAUGUCCAUGGGGUAUGGACACUAUUAAACCAACCCAACCAGGAAACCUUAAAGCUGGGUUUCAGGAUGUCCAUGGGGUAUGGACACUAUCACAUUGACAUUCCCAUGGGAAGAGCCUCAGUCUAGGCCUGGGUCUUGGGCACUAUUGAAAGGCCAGGGAGAAGAGAAGGUUAGUGGGUUAUGGGAGAGCCUGGGGUUGGGGUUGGAGAUGGGCCUGGGGUUGG
Messenger RNA from Coregonus clupeaformis (lake whitefish), 982 nucleotides. Its product is annotated as protein Shroom4-like. Gene Ontology annotation, biological process: actin filament organization. The record is from RefSeq and is a predicted model, not a curated record. Bases 1 to 786 code for a protein of 261 amino acids. Lineage: Eukaryota; Metazoa; Chordata; Actinopteri; Salmoniformes; Salmonidae. Gene Ontology annotation, molecular function: actin filament binding. Gene Ontology annotation, cellular component: apical junction complex; apical plasma membrane; adherens junction. The transcript is spliced from 6 exons.